Synchytrium microbalum is the source of this 4500-nucleotide messenger RNA. RefSeq lists its product as uncharacterized. The coding region runs from base 1 to 4500 and encodes 1499 amino acids. NCBI's taxonomy places the organism in Eukaryota, Fungi, Chytridiomycota, Chytridiomycetes, Synchytriales, Synchytriaceae. The transcript has 4 exons. The record is from RefSeq and is a predicted model, not a curated record.
AUGAAUUCUCGUAUCGGCGUGUCCUUAGAUUCGUCAAUGCACGAAUCCACUCCGAUAAACACUGGCCUAUCCGUGCCGUUAUUAGACGCGACAGCCACAUCAACAAAUAGCUUACGCUCAAGUGAACGAAGACUGCAAUCUGUGACGCAACGACGUCAAUCUCGAACAAUGUCCCACAUUCAAUCUUUUAUAAGAGUGAAAGUCGUAGUAGAUGAUUCUGGCACACUUCGGAAGCCUUUCGAUAUUACCAUCAACCAGGCCUUCACUAUUGAGCAAGUCGCGCAUCAGAUUGAAGCCGAGUAUGCAUUCAAUGCUGGGUCUGAGGGAGCAGCGAUUGUAGAUGAUGUAGAAACUGCUUCAUUCAAACCAUUGACCUGUGGUAUGAUUCAUGAUGCUGGGAAUAUGGAGCUCAAGUUUUCGGAUGUCAUUGGCAAUGUGGUCAAGUUUAAUGACACUUUGUUUAUUACAAACACGUGGCUAGGUCCAGUGAUACCGAAGACGUUAAAGACAUCCAGUGGAUCUGACAGUGGCAGCUUCCCAGAGAUUGAGCGAUCAGCCAAAAGCCGAAUUUCUGAGCUUGACCGCCCGAAAACUCCUACAUUGGAAGUUACAUCCCAUCAUCUAAUUCCUCUAAUAACUUUGGAACAAAACAGGCUCCCCUCCCUCCGAGACAUGAGCGAACUAUCCCCAGCAAAAUCCAAAUUAAAACUCCUCUCUCGACAAAACAGUCACGCCUCUUCAAUCUACACUCCACUCGAUAUCCAAAGUCGUAAUAAUCUCGCAGCAUCCUCAACAACCACCGUUGACACUGAUAUUGACAAUGAAUUACAAUCGCUGCUAUACUCUCGUAUCGGAUUAGAUUUCUUGAGAGAAUUCUGUACGUGUGAAUUCAGUCUCGAACCACUACUUUUCUGGAUGGAUUGCGAAGUGUAUCAAAGCUCGGAUCCAUCAGUACGGCGAAUACUGGCUAAAUACAUCUAUCUGACGUACAUUGAACCUACCGCUCCCUUACUUGUCAAUCUCGCCAAUGAAGUACGACGCAAGUUGCAGUGGGAUGUCAUAUGUAGUCCGAGUGAAUCGCUGGAUAUUACAGUGUUUGAUGAAGCACAAGAAGAUGCAUAUUGUAUGCUGAGAGGAUAUCAGUAUUUGCGAUUCGAAUCCAGUCCGUACAUGCAGUCUUACAUCAACAAACGUGAACGAGACCUGACCGAAUACACCAAAGGACAAAUCAAAGACUCAUACGCCCAAACAUUCCAACCAGAUAUGAACUUUAUCCGACUAGCUUGUGCAAGUUUGGAAGAUCCAGAUUCGGCUACCUCCUUUGAGGCCAUACGUAAACUAGCCAAGGGCCGUACCGACAUCACCAUCAGCUCGAAAUCAUUCAAAGAAAUCGUCCUGAGCCAAAUCAUUUCUCAGUAUUUCGUCGGACUACGAGCCAACGCAGCAGCAGCCUAUUUCUCAGAUACAGCUCGUCUAACAUGGGGCUUGAAGGAACGCAAACUAGCCAAAGCCGACAAACUAUCCAAAUUCUUUGGCCAACGAUUGACGAAUUACGAGUUGCAAGAACAAGCUGUGGGACGCGUGCAUGAUCCAGCUGACGACGUGGCAUCGUCUGUAGACAGUAUGAAUAGCAGUCCAGACCGACGCUCCCAUCGCAAAAGCAGAAAGGAAGGAGCCAGUAACAAGAGUGAUGCCAACAAGCGUCGUAAACGGGCUGGGAAACUAGAAACUAUUUUCGGUGAACGACUACCCAAACGGCAACUCAAGGUGCAGAAUCUUGUUGAUCAGUCAUCGGGUGGUGAAACUAUGAGUGAAGAGGACGAUGAGUGGGAAGAUGUGUCGGAAUCAACCAUGACUCUACAAUCUAUGGAUGUAGUAAAGGAUGAAGAGCUAGUUCCGCUCCAAACCAUCAACAAAUUGACAAAUCGCCAACGCAAAGUACUAGCCCAACGAUCAGCCAAACUCAAGAACAUGAUGGGUGCUGCGUUACGUGAAGAUGUAGCUGCUGGUCAAAUGGGUCUCCCACAUGGUUUGGACCGCGCUCUAUCGGAUUCUAGUCUCUUGACACCAGAACCUCAAUCGUCCCCCGAUGAUGUCGCUACCCCAUCAUCAUCCAACCCGUCUCCGACUAAAUCACCGUUGCCACAGAUCAAUACGGAUGUGAUUUUGUCAAACCGUGACAUGAUGCGUAAACGUCUCGGCAAACUAGCUGAUGUGUUGGGUGAACACAUCACAGAAGAUGAGUUAGAGCAAGCUAGUGUUACAUCCAACCAAAUGCUUUCAAGCCCUUCUGGAUUGGCGUCAUCGAGAAACUUGAUGUCUCCACCAUUGACUGCAGAUGAACGACGAGAUUAUUUGAAACGUACUGCUAAAUUGGACCGAAUGUUUGGUGCUAUGCCACCUAGCUUGUCAGUUGUUUCUCAUUGCAGUGAUAGCGCAGCAGCAGAAAAAUCGAUAUCGCCCGCCUCUGCUUUGUCGACACCAUCUUCUUCUGGAUCUGAUAAAGAUUCACCUACCGCUCGCGCCCGGCGAGCUAUCGCAAAUGUAGACUUGAUUCUUCAAUCACCUGCCGACGUCCAAGUCGCAGUAUUCGAAGCCAUGGCCAGUGACGAUGAAGACACCGAACUCCACGUAACCCAUGACGAAACAGAACGUACCAGCUUUGUAACCGUGAAAUCCCUACUCCCAUCAACAACCAACAAAGAAUCUCUCCAAAAGAAGCUGUUGAAACUAGAACGCCUACUCGGCCGUGACAAUUCUGACGUGCAAGGAGCCAUCCAAGCCCAACUUAUUAACGACUUGGAGCAGAGCAUUGAAGAUCAAGUCAAAGAUCAGGACGAGCAAGCACGACUAAAAGACGAGGUUGGACUACUACGAGAUAAAUACCGUAUACGACCUCUUUUGAGCGACGGUUCGAUUGGAACCUCUCUCAGUGAUGAGGAUCAAUGGGUACCGGAAACCAAGAAUGAUUUAGGUGCUGAAGAGAGACGAGUGCUGACUAAGUCAGCCAAGAAAUUGCAUAAGGUGCUUGGUGAAGCACUAGAUGAAAACACGAUAAAAACAAGUGGUGUGCUUGGAUUUAAUAGCUUGGCAAGAAGUCCUACAAGCCCAACAAACUCUAGCCCGAAUACUGCCGAACAAGAAAAGACGGCAAUCGCAGCAACCAUGCCACGAUUAUUCAAGCGUGAUGAUUCAAGUUUGAAUGGGAGUGAAACGAAUCUGAUUGCUGCAUUCAACCAUUCACUCCCCGAACGAAUAAUCGAAUCACCUUCUGCUACUUCUACCGUAACUAGUGCCAUUACUGCGGACAUCCCCGGUGACGAUCGCGAAGAACGUCGUAAACGACUAGAAAAACUAUCUGCUGUGCUUGGCCAGACCAUUUCUCCCAUGGCACUGGAAGAAGCCGCUGCAGCAGCGACCAAGACCCGUUCAUUAUCUGCCAACGAGCCUCAAACACCACUCAACGAAGACGAGCGCAAAAUGCUGAUGAAGAAGGCCAGCAAGCUUGAACGAGUGUUUGGAGAACUCCCACCUGCAAAUGCAUUAUCGGAGGGCUUCACCAAAGCCCAGAAAUCAAUUCAGGGUGUGACGGAGCUUCUAGCAUCACCGAAUGAAAACAUGCUGGGUAGACUGCUCGAUACUAUUAUUGGACCUGGACCGGCUGCACUACCUGUAUCUUCCAACGAGUUGAAUAUCCCAUCCUCCUCAUCAACAUCCCCAGACUCCGCAAACGUCAGCGCCAGCUACCUUCCCGACCGCUCAGUCUCCAUGUCCUCAACGCAAUCCCACCAACCAACAAUCCCGUCCUUUAACGAUUUCAGUAACGGACCGGACAAGGAAUCCCGUAAACGACGCCUAAAGAAACUGCGUAAAUUCUUUGGUGGGAAUGGCGCCGACCUCGGUGCACUAAUUGAACAAGUCGUAAUCAAGGAACUCGAAGCUUCGCUAGACUAUGAGUUCAAUUCCGAAGAAGAACGACUCCAAAUCCGUCAAGAAGUCGAGCAAUUACGUCCUCUCGUCAGACGCCAAUCGCGUGCCAUAGCCAUGGAAUUGAAACAAAACAAGUUUGGAUUGACAACCAUGUCUGAGGUAUCGAUUGUCAACAAGGAAGGAUCGGAAGAGUCGCUUGCAAGUGCUAGUGGAAGUGAAUCAUCGUCUCGUCGAGUGAGUGUUGGUGCGCCUCCACCGAUGGUUACUAUUGGAAUGCUGUCUCCGAAAACGAAUGGUAGUAGGAGACCAAGUCGGGAAGCUGGGGUUGGAGCUAGGCUUUCGCAGAUUAUUCCAUCGUCGAGCUCGAGUCAGCAGCAACACCAUAUGGACGUACCUGGACAAGAACGAAUGGUGGUUUCUGGAUCUAUUCUGCCUGUACCGGAUGCAUCAACUACUAGCUUUUCAGAAGCGAUUGGAUCUUGGUUGGCUAUUGGUUCUAACGGGUUGAAGAAACAGCAAGCGGUAUCAGUUCCUGAGGUGCCUGAAUCGAAACGCAAGGCAUCCAAAUGA